Messenger RNA from Cylicocyclus nassatus, 747 nucleotides. The record is from the annotation of a GenBank genome assembly. Lineage: Eukaryota; Metazoa; Nematoda; Chromadorea; Rhabditida; Strongylidae.
UUUUCUUAACGGCCAUUUCAGGCAGACUGGGCUUUCUGCACAUUAUAUCAUUAUCAGAAUGCGACUGAUUGCCUUCUUAGCUUUGUUCAUAAUAGCAAGAUGCAGAAGAUCGUCUCGCUACAAGACCUGGAGGGCCGACCAGUAUUCGCAAACAUUCCGAAACUUGCGCUCUUCUCCCGAAUUUAUAAAAAUCACAAAAAGCCUUAGUAUGACCGUCGGUCAGCAGAAACAGGCUCUUCGCGACUUAGCCUCGAGAAACAGAGUCCUGGGUGAAAUGGAGGACUACAUUGAAGCAUCAGAUGCUAAGCUAAGGCAGAUGAAAGCGAAAACACAGAAAAUUGCCGAAGAAUUGCCAAGAGGCUUGCAAGAAUAUUGGAAGAUCAUGGAAUACCCAUAUCAGACUGCAGUGGAGAAACACUAUGCAUUAAAAAAAAUCAAACUUCAAAAUCCGGCUCUUUUCGAAGUCAUAAAUUUCAUGGUCGAUUCUAAGAAACAAUGCCCUACAAAGAAAAUGAAAACGGGAGAGCGUUCAGGAAGAUUUGAUAGUUCCGAGAAGAACACCCCCCGGGGUAACCCCUAUCAGAAAGUUCGCUAUAUCAAUCCGCUCGUAUUGUCCGAAACACGAGAUCACAGAAAUAGAAUAGAUACGGGAAGAGGAAGCUCACAUGGAACUUCCAUGUUUAUGGGAACAUCAUACGACUUCGACAUGGACGGAUUGACAUAUUUACGAUAAAAAUCAACACUUAC